AUGCUAACAGAUCCAAAAGCCGUGAAGGUUGAGACCUCUACCUCAAAUGUACCAACGCAGAAUCUGGAUCAAGCGACAAGGGCCUUAUUUGAGAAACCACAGACCAGUGCAGAGGAGUCCAGACCUCAGAGUCAGAAGGAUGACUGCACAGAGCUCAAGGGAAAUGUGAAAAAUCUAACAGAAAUAUUUGAAAGUAAACGUGAGCAGGACACGCAGAAGCAGGGGCCCGAGCUGCAGAGGAACCGGGUCAAGGGGAAGAGCGUUUCGGCACUGAUGAAAAAGUUUGAGUUUUAA
This is a messenger RNA of Knipowitschia caucasica, 294 nucleotides long. NCBI's taxonomy places the organism in Eukaryota, Metazoa, Chordata, Actinopteri, Gobiiformes, Gobiidae. The record is from the annotation of a GenBank genome assembly.